AUGAAACCCGUAUUCUUACAAGUAGAUGUCCACUUCCAAGGAAUGUUCGCCAGAAACCCCAUACACUACACCGGUGGAAUUACUCAGAGGUUUUCGGACAUUGAUUUCGCAGGAAUGGACAAGGAUGGGUGUGUUGUGUUCAUCGAAAGGUUCACUGGGGAAAAGUGUGAGAAACUCUAUUACUGCCAACCUAAUAUUGAUUUCCCAAAAGACCAUUUUGGGGAUAGUAAUAUACAGGAAUGGUUGGAUAAACACAAAGACGAGUUUGUUGGUAACGUUGAGGACGAAGUACUUGAUGGUGCAGGACUGGUUAAGGAAGUUGCACCAAGGUAUCGGGAUGUGGGUGACAGUGACACAAACGAUGAGGUAGAGAUGGGUGGGAAAGCAGGUGCAGGUGAGUUUUUCGAAGAAGACAUGGGUGACAAUGAAGAUGUUUAUCCCGAAUUGCCAAACAUUUUCAAUGAUAAGCUCAAUUGGAAGGAGCAGGAACUUGUUUUAGGGGAGUUACUUUGUGUUGUGGGUAGAGAUGCUAACAAUGGAAUAUUCCCAAUUGCUUGGGCAGUUGUUUCUGUGGAAAACAAAGAGAUUUGGAAAUGGUUCUUAGAAACUCUUUCAGAAGAUUUGCAAUGUUGGAAUGAUGGUAACGGUUUGGUUCUAAUUUCGGAUCAACACAAGGGUUUGAUUGAGGCAGAGUCUGUAAACGUUGCCACAGGAGUAGGGGAUGAUGAGGUAAUCGUAGAUGCUACUGAUGCUUUGGAUAGGCCUAGAGAUGAAGAGUGA
Molecule: messenger RNA, 780 nt
Organism: Lactuca saligna
Lineage: Eukaryota; Viridiplantae; Streptophyta; Magnoliopsida; Asterales; Asteraceae
Source: the annotation of a GenBank genome assembly